CCUCACAGUUAGUUAAGUAACGCGAUUCGGUACGACUGGAUCCGCUUGUAUGUCAUCGUGAAACACGUGACGUUCUGGGUAAAGAUGGUUUACAGAGCAUGUUGCGUAUUUGGGCACGUUCUGAGCGAGGAAUUGUUUUGCGACUUGAGUCUUGCUGAGUGAUAAGGUGUCUUAACCGAGUUCCAGCGCCAGCGUAGCUUUACAGUGUUGCAAGUGUCUAGCUAGGUGAAGGAAGCCAGUAAGAAUGAAGUAGGCUAUAUAAAGACGACUGUAGCACGAAUACUGCCUAGCAUUUCGUUGCAGUGCGUAGAGGGGAACAGUUGGGUAGGAGUAAAAACUAUUGAUCAAGAUUGAAAAAGAAACAACAAAAAAACAAGAUGAAGCAAAAGCUAUUGCUUGCAUUGUUCCUGGUAGCAGCAUUCUCCACAGCAACUGCGUCUCCAAGGCGCACCCGGAUGGCCAAACGAGAAACUCCAACACCAGAAGCUCAAAAUGUGACCGUAGUUGAUCAGGACACUGCACCACCAUCAACCGGAUUAUCCGAUCAACCAGUAGAGACAGCACCCGGAAAGGAAAGUGAUCCUGAAUUGCCAAAAGAUGUGGAAAAGAAAGAAGAGGCUGAAGCUGACCCAGUCGUAAGCAAUUCUGAGGAACCUGUGAUAGUGGACACUGCUGUGACUGAUGUUGAGGAAGAGGCAACGGGAAUUCAGUCAGCAGAUGAGGGUACUGUAUCAGUACCGCAGCAGGAUGAAGUUGAGCUCGCGGAACCGGAGACUCAGCCUAAAGAAUCGCAAUCAACCGAUAAGAAAGAUUCAAAAUCAUUUUUGAGCCUGUUCCUAAAUGGAUUGGGACACAUUAAAAGCUCAAUUCAUGACCUUCAAACACGCAUCGAAACGUUCUUCAUCUCGUCUGAUGCUGUGGAAGCAUUAGCUGAGGUGUCAAAACGCUAGCGUGUGUGAUCUGCUGCUGGAUCGCUACAGGUUGUCUGGCUGACUAAAGCUACACAACAAACAACUUCUCAGUCAUUAGCUGUAAGAAGGAUAAUUUUAAGCGGUAUGUUAGCCAGUUUUUGUUGCAUACUGUGUCUCGAAAGUCCGUACAAUAAAGUAAGAAAGGUAUAGACUUCGGUUUUGUAACAUAAAUGGAUUAUUGGAUUGAAUGUAACGUUAUAAUGGUCUGUAGAACUGUUUGACUUAAAUGAGUAGUGAGUAAAGAGGUAUGUGAUGCAAAACGA
Messenger RNA from Anopheles stephensi (Asian malaria mosquito), 1234 nucleotides. RefSeq lists its product as uncharacterized. The record is from RefSeq and is a predicted model, not a curated record. The transcript is spliced from 2 exons. NCBI's taxonomy places the organism in Eukaryota, Metazoa, Arthropoda, Insecta, Diptera, Culicidae. The coding region runs from base 378 to 950 and encodes 190 amino acids.